CCGGAGCCGCGGCUGACGGGUUCCGGUGUCAGGCGCAGACGUGUCGGCCGGGGCCGUAGAGGGAGAGGCGCUGCCCCUGCCCGCUCGGAACAGCGCCCGGCCCGGGGCCGGCCCGGCGGCGCCAUGUCCGGGACCAGCAGCCCCGAAGCCGUGAAGAAGCUGCUGGAAAACAUGCAGGGAGACCUGCGGGGCCUCAGCCUGGAGUGCCGGAAAAAAUUCCCCCCCGUCAAGGAGGCUGCUGAAUCAGGAAUAAUAAAAGUGAAAACAAUAGCUGCACGUAACACUGAUAUUUUGGCAGCACUAAAAGAGAACAGCUCAGAGGUAGUUCAGCCUUUUCUAAUGGGUUGUGGAACAAAGGAACCAAAGAUCACUCAGCUGUGUCUAGCAGCCAUACAGAGGCUCAUGUCCCAUGAAGUUGUUUCAGAGGCUGCAGCAGGAAACAUUAUUAAUAUGCUUUGGCAACUGAUGGAAAAUAGUCUUGAAGAACUUAAAUUGCUCCAGACAGUUCUUGUACUUUUAACAACCAAUACAGUUGUGCAUGAUGAAGCACUGUCCAAGGCAAUUGUACUUUGUUUUCGAUUGCACUUCACAAAAGAUAAUAUCACAAAUAACACUGCGGCAGCUACAGUGAGGCAGGUAGUUACUGUUGUGUUUGAGAGGGUGGUUGCUGAAGAUGAACGAUACAAAGAUACUAUUGACCAGCCAGUUGCAGUUCAAGGAAAUAGUAACAGAAGAUCUGUCAGUACACUGAAGCCAUGUGCUAAGGAUGCAUAUAUGCUUUUUCAGGAUCUUUGUCAGUUAGUUAAUGCUGAUGCUCCCUACUGGCUUGUGGGUAUGACAGAAAUGACCCGGACAUUUGGCCUUGAACUUCUUGAGUCAGUCCUCAAUGACUUUCCGCAAGUGUUUUUACAACAUCAGGAAUUCAGUUUUCUUCUUAAAGAAAGAGUAUGCCCUCUUGUUAUAAAGCUCUUUUCCCCAAAUAUCAAAUUCAGGCAAGGUUCCAGCACGUCAUCUUCCCCAGCACCAGUAGAAAAACCAUACUUCCCCAUCUGUAUGCGUUUGCUGAGAGUAGUUUCUGUUUUGAUUAAGCAGUUUUACAGUUUGCUGGUAACAGAAUGUGAAAUCUUUCUGUCAUUGCUGGUUAAGUUUCUGGAUGCAGACAAACCACAGUGGCUGAGGGCUGUUGCAGUAGAAUCUAUUCACAGGCUUUGUGUGCAGCCUCAGUUAUUAAGGUCCUUUUGUCAGUCGUAUGAUAUGAAGCAACAUUCCACUAAAGUUUUCCGUGAUAUUGUAAAUGCACUGGGGUCCUUCAUCCAGUCACUGUUUCUUGUACCAAGCACAGGGAACACAUCAGCAACACCAAACCAAACUGGAAGCAAUGCAUCGGGGAAUGCUGGCUCAGCACAAACUAGCCCAGGAGUACUUGGAAUAGGAGGAGGCGCAACUGUAUUACCUGCCUUUGAGUAUAGAGGCACUUGGAUACCUAUCCUGAAUGUAACAGUACAAGGCAGUGCUAAAGCUACCUAUUUGGAAAUGCUGGACAAAGUAGAGCCACCUACGAUUCCUGAAGGCUAUGCCAUGUCGGUGGCAUUUCACUGUUUACUGGAUCUUGUCCGUGGUAUCACUACCAUGAUUGAAGGAGAGUUGGGAGAGGCAGAAACAGUCAGUCAAACCACAGCAGAGACAACUUCCUUGCCAGCACAGUCUUCAGAGCAGCAAGACUUGCAGUCUGUAUCUGAUCAAUCAGAGAAAGAACUAGUUAGCAGAGCUGUCUGGGAAGAAAUGGUGAAUGCUUGUUGGUGUGGACUUCUGGCUGCUUUAUCACUUCUACUUGAUGCAAGCACUGAUGAAGCUGCCACUGAAAAUAUUCUAAAAGCAGAAUUGACCAUGGCUGCACUUUGUGGAAGACUGGGUCUUGUAACAUCAAGAGAUGCCUUUAUCACUGCCAUUUGCAAAGGAUCCUUGCCUCCUCACUAUGCCCUUACUGUAUUAAACAGCACAACUGCAGCUCUGUCCAGCAAAUCAUAUUCCAUUCAGGGACAGAAUGUUCAAAUGAUCAGUCCUUCAAGCGAAUCUCACCAGCAGGUCGUAGCAGUAGGGCAACCCUUAGCUCUUCAGCCACAGGGAACAGUAAUGCUGACUUCAAAAAAUAUCCAGUGUAUGAGAACAUUACUCAAUUUAGCUCACUGCCAUGGAGCUGUUCUUGGUACGUCGUGGCAACUUGUCCUGGCUACUCUUCAGCAUCUUGUGUGGAUUCUGGGACUGAAGCCUGGUGUUGGGGGUGCAUUAAAACCUGGGAGAGCUGUAGAAGGGCCCAGCACAGUUCUGACUACAGCAGUUAUGACUGAUCUGCCAGUUAUAUCCAACAUACUUUCAAGGCUUUUUGAAAGCUCACAGUACCUCGACGAUGUGUCCUUACAUCACUUAAUAAAUGCCCUUUGCUCGUUGUCUCUGGAAGCCAUGGAUAUGGCCUAUGGAAACAAUAAGGAACCAUCACUUUUUGCUGUUGCUAAAUUACUGGAAACAGGACUAGUUAACAUGCACAGGAUUGAGAUUCUUUGGAGACCUCUGACUGGUCAUCUUCUGGAGAAGGUGUGUCAGCACCCAAACUCCAGGAUGAGAGAAUGGGGAGCAGAAGCUUUAACUUCUCUCAUUAAAGCAGGACUGACAUUCAGCCAUGAUCCUCCAUUAUCUCAAAAUCAGAGACUGCAGUUGCUUUUAUUGAAUCCACUAAAGGAACUGUCAAACAUUAGUCAUCCUGAUAUCAGGAUCAAGCAGUUGGAGUGUGUGCUACAGAUUUUGCAAAGUCAGGGUGACAGCUUAGGACCUGGUUGGCCAUUGGUGCUUGGAGUCAUGGGGGCAAUCCGAAGUGAUCAAGGAGAGUCCUUAAUACGGACUGCAUUCCAGUGUCUUCAGUUGGUUGUGACAGACUUUCUUCCAACAAUGCCAUGUACUUGUCUACAGAUAGUUGUUGAAGUUGCAGGAAGCUUUGGACUUCACAAUCAAGAGCUAAAUAUUAGCUUAACUUCAAUUGGUUUGUUGUGGAAUAUUUCGGACUAUUUUUUCCAAAGAGGUGAAAUAAUUGAGAAGGAGCUAAACAAAGAAGAAGCAGUGUUGCAGAAACAGGCAGAAGAAAAGGGAGUGAUGCUGAAUAGACCUUUUCAUCCUGCAUCACCAUUUGACUGUCUUUGGUUAUGCCUGUAUGCCAAACUUGGAGAGCUGUGUGUGGAUCCCCGACCUGCAGUUAGAAAGAGCGCUGGGCAGACAUUGUUUUCUACUAUUGGUGCUCAUGGAACUUUAUUGCAACAUUCAACAUGGCACACAGUAAUAUGGAAGGUUUUAUUUCACCUAUUGGAUAGGGUUCGAGAAUCUUCUACCACAGCUGACAAAGAGAAGAUUGAAUCAGGAGGAGGCAACAUUCUCAUUCACCACUCAAGGGACACAGCUGAGAAACAGUGGGCUGAGACAUGGGUAUUAACGCUGGCUGGAGUUGCAAGAAUUUUUAACACCAGGAGAUACUUACUACAGCCUUUAGGAGACUUUUCCCAAGCCUGGGAUGUUCUUCUCGAUCACAUCCAAUCAGCAGCACUCAGCAAAAACAAUGAAGUUUCCUUGGCUGCUCUGAAAAGCUUCCAGGAGAUCUUACAAAUUGUUUCUCCUGUCCGAGACUCAGAGAAGCCUGAUACACCGCCUGCUAUCAAUGUUUCUGUACCUGUGGUGGUAGGGACAACAACUGCCACUAGUCUUGGCAGAUCAUUCAUGAGAACUGACUCCAUAGGAGAAAGAAUAGGAAGAUACAAUGGAUCUGAACCGCCUGUAAUAACAGAUGAGAUUGAAGAUUUGAAUCUUUGGUGGGCAGCCUGGAACAGCUGGUACAGGAUUGGUUCAGAAAGUACAAGGCCUCCAGUUACUUGUGAUAAAUUGACUUUCAUUCCCAGCCAGCCUUUUCUUACAGCUUUAAUUCAAAUAUUCCCGGCUCUUUACCAACACAUCAAAACUGGUUUCAGUAUGGAUGAUCUCCAAAAGCUGGGUGUCAUUUUGCAUGGUGCUGUUUCAGUUCCAAUCAGUUCCGAUGCUUCCCCUUUCAUCCUUCCAUCUUACACUGAAGCAGUUUUGACAAGUUUACAGGAAGCAGUGCUUACAGCUUUAGAUGUUUUACAAAAGGCUAUAUGUGUGGGCUCAGAAAGUAUGCAGAUAAUGUAUCCUGCAAUCUUCGACCAGCUGUUGGCCUUUGUAGAGUUUUCCUGCAAGCCCCCACAGUAUGGACAGCUGGAAACAAAGCACAUUGCAAAUGCAAAGUAUAAUCAGAUACAACUAUUUGCACCGGCGGAGUGGGUAGCAUUGAAUUAUGUGCCAUUUGCUGAGAGAUCACUGGAAGUUGUUGUAGACUUAUACCAAAAGACAGCUUGCCAUAAAGCUGUGGUAACGGAGAAAGUUCUUCAGAACAUUAUUAAGACACUAAGAAUACCUCUUAGUCUGAAAUAUUCCUGUCCUUCUGAAAGCACAUGGAAGCUAGCUGUUUCCUCUCUGCUCAAAGUUCUCUCUAUCGGACUACCUGUUGCAAGGCAGCAUGCGUCUUCUGGAAAAUUUGACAGUAUGUGGCCAGAGCUAGCAAAUACAUUUGAAGACUUUUUGUUCACAAAAAGUACACCUCCUGAUAAUCUCUCAAUUCAAGAAUUUCAGAAGAAUGAGAGUAUUGAUGUUGAGGUGGUGCAACUUAUCAGCACAGAGAUACUGCCAUAUGCUAAUUUUAUUCCUAAGGAAUUUGUUGGUCAGAUAAUGACUAUGCUCAAUAAAGGCUCAAUACAUUCUCAGUCAUCCUCCUUUACAGAAGCCGAAAUAGAUAUUCGAAUGAGAGAGGAGUUUUCCAAGGUGUGUUUUGAAACACUGCUCCAGUUUUCAUUCAGUAAUAAAGUCACAACUCCUCAGGAAGGCUACAUCUCUAGAAUGGCACUCUCUGUGCUCUUAAAAAGGUCACAGGAUGUAUUGCAUCGCUACAUAGAAGAUGAGAGAUUGAGUGGCAAAUGUCCUCUUCCACGGCAACAAGUAACAGAAAUCAUAUUUGUUUUAAAAGCUGUCAGCACUCUCAUAGAUUCACUUAAAAAAACUCAACCUGAAAAUGUUGAUGCUAAUACAUGGGCACAAGUUAUUGCCUUGUACCCGACCUUAGUAGAAUGUAUCACCUGCUCCUCCUCGGAAGUGUGCUCUGCUCUGAAAGAGGCACUCGUUCCCUUUAAGGACUUCAUGCAUCCACCAGCAUCCAAGUGAUGACUGAUCCAAAAGUCAAAAGUCAACUGCCGUUGUAUAGCUCAUGCAAUUGGUAUGAGUGAUGAAGACCGAAAAAGCUUACCUAGAAAAAGGAAAACAGGAUAGAAAAUACCUACGUUUUGUCAAAUUGCCUGUGUCUGAAGAAUUUCUUCCUGGUACUUUAAAGAACUAAUAUGAGGACCUUCAGCAUUUUAAGAUCAUCUUUGAAAGCUAGUGUAAAUCAAGAGAAGUACCAGAUGGCUGAAAGAAAGUAGAAACAGUGUUUUAAGUUUUUAAGGACAAACUGGAGGAGAAGAUGGAAACCGUAGAUCAACUGACCUGACAUCAAUUCUUUUUUUUUCCUUUCUUUUCCUGACAAGGAAAUAUCAAAAUCUGCUGUUAACAUCAGGAAGAUAUCUAUGACACACAUAACAACUGAUAAGUAUUUGCUAUGAUCAAGUCACUUAAACCCAGUCUCAUUUCCUUUUAUGACAAAGUGACAGGUCUUGUGGAUGGGGAUAAGAACUAGUUGCUAAGUCUUGGUUUUAGUAAGGCUUUGGACACUGUUUCACGUGACUCUUUCAUAAGCAAACCCAGGAAACAGUCUAGCCAAGCAGACAAGGCCCUAAAAACAAGUAUUAGUUGAUCAGGGUCAGAGUGUGCGGAUCGGGAUUCUACGUGUAGCUUCUCUGAAUGCAAUAGAAGGAUAAAGAAGCGUGCCUACUGUAUCAGUACCAAAUUGACAGAUGUCUUAUAAUCCUGUUCUGUAGCAUACUUGUAACUCUAACAUCUCAACUGGCGAAGUGGUUUCCCAAAAACCAGGAUGCAGUUCAUAAAGAUGACUGUGAGAUGUUGCUGUUAAGCAGCAGUCAGCUUUUUCCAUUUAGUUUUGCCAGCUUUCUUGAAUAGAAGACUUGAAUUUCAAAACAGUUUUGAUGGUUUUCCUUAGAAAAUUGCUCCAGUGUUAAAAUGGCUGUUGGUGCAAACAGCUGUCAGUUACCACCACCAAAAACUAGAUCUGAAAACAUGUUUUGCAACGGUUUUUAAUAAUGGAAAUAUAAAACAAGUUGUAACAUCUUAUAAGCAAUGGAAAAUUAAAAUUUUAUAUAAACUUUCUCACCUGAUACAUUUUUGUGCAUAAUCCGUAAUCUGAUAUAAUAACAUUUAAUCUACACAGUGAUUGUGUAAUCGUCUUUAAUCCAUCCAGUCAAACUUUAUUUCAGUAAAUAAAUCCAUGUUUUUCGGUUAUGCAUCAAACACCUGAUCUCUACUCACGCUGUUUUAAAAUAUUUCAGCUAACAUUGUAUUUUAUAUCUUAAAGAAUUAAGCUGUAUAUUAAAGACAGGAUGGAAUUAUUGCAAUAAAAAUAGUACUGAGCGAUGUUGCCAACAGAAUAGGGGGUUUGUGUUGCAUUGUGGAAUACAUCAAAUAAGACAACCUACAGUGCAUUAGUUAUCAUCCACUUUCCUGAUUGAGAGUGACAGUCAAUGUGUCCUAUCAGACAGUAACAUGCUAAAAACUGAUCCUUCUAUUUCUGAGCUCCUUAUUUAAGCAUUUGUCUUGAUUAUGAAACAGACUCUAUAAAAAGGAUAAGAUACCUAUGUAUUUACUGUGCUAACUGCAGCAUUACAUUAGCAAGACAUGAGAGUAUUCAUUGCUCUAAUUUAUUAUCUAUGCUUAGAGGAAUUGGCAGAUAAGCUUAUUUUAAAAAUCAGUAUGAUAUGCUUUUCUCUGCAUGUUAACAUGUUUAUUCUCACUGGUGGUCCAGGACUUCUUAAGGAAUCUUGUUUGUCAGCAGCAUAAUCCUCUUUUCACCUGAAAAACAUGUUCUUUACAGAAGGAACGAGUUAAGUACAGCUACCAUCUUUUUCUCUAAUC
Messenger RNA from Strigops habroptila (Kakapo), 7125 nucleotides. RefSeq names its product MON2 homolog, regulator of endosome-to-Golgi trafficking (gene MON2). The record is from RefSeq and is a predicted model, not a curated record. The transcript is spliced from 37 exons. Lineage: Eukaryota; Metazoa; Chordata; Aves; Psittaciformes; Psittacidae. The coding region runs from base 124 to 5268 and encodes 1714 amino acids.